CCAAUGGGGAUCGGCCUGGUCUCUCCGCGUCACCAGUCUCCGGGCAGCCUCGCCCUGGCCUUCCCGCCCGCGGGUCAUGUGACGGGCUGAGUGACCGUUGGGAAGGCCGAGGCCUGAGCCGGGAGCGAGGGGGGAGGGGCGGGGAGGGGCGGGGCCUGCCUCCUUCCUUCCUUCCUUCCUUCCUUCCUUCCUUCCUUCCUUCCUUCCUUCCUUCCUUCCUUCCCUCCGAGCCCGAGCCUGCGGCCUCGUCCUCCGCCUCGUCAGUCCUGGUGAGUCUCGUUGCCAGGCCUCCUCCCGAGGGCCCAAGAGGAGCCAAGGCCCAAGGGAGGGAGGGAGGGAGGGAGGGGAGGCCGAGGAGGGCCCGGGCCUGGCCCACUCCCAGGCGGGCCUUCCUCUCUCGUUCUCUCCCUGGGAACACAGGCCACCACCGCUCUCUCUCUCUCUCUCUCUCUCUCUCUCUCUCUCUCUCAGCCAGGCCUGGGCAAGCUCCGGGCCUCCCUCCGGGGCGGGGUUUUGGACUCCAACUCCCAGAAGGCCUCCCCUCAGGCCCCGCAGGCCUCACCUUCACCUCCACCUCAAGACUGCGGGGAGAGAGAGAGAGAGAGAGAGAGAGAGAGAGAGAGAGAGAGCAAGGGACUGGGGAAGGGAGGUCAACAGACCAAGAGAAGGAAGGAAGGAAGGAAGGAAGGGCGCUCGGAAAGGGAGGGGCCCCCAGGGAUCAGCUGGCAUGGACAUUCACAACAGAGGGACAUGCAGACAAAGGGAGAACAACAACAACAACAACAACAACAAUAUUUGUAUCCUGCCACCAUCUCCCCCAGAGGGGACUCGGCGUGGCUCACAGAAAGAUCCCAUACAAAACAGGAACAAUAUACAAGACAGCAAUCAACAAGAAGCCCUGCUUGACUCUCAAGCCAAAAGUGGGUGGUAGAAAUCACAUGGUACAAAAGCUGACUGGCACAACCUGGGGAUCCCAACCAGGCCCUGGAAAGACAGGCGCUUGGCUCCUCUGCUGCUGAAUUCACAGGCCCAGUGGGGAAGACAUCUCACCACGUUCAAACAGUGGACGUGGCUCUUCAUGAGACAUGCCGCACCCUCACAGGAUGUCUGCGCCCCACACCACUGGAGAAAUGAUACUGUUGAGUCCCUCUGGGGAGAGAGGGCAGUCUAGAAAUGAAAUGAGGAAAUGUGAUUUUGGGCUGAGAAUUUCGGAGUAGAGCCUGUGGAGGGAUUUCCUUCCCUUGAAAGAAAGAAGAGGAGGAAAAACAUCUUGGAUACGGUUGGGUUCUUCAUCAGAGUGGUUCCAACAUGGAGAGACCCAACUCACGUGGGCCUGAAGCAGGACCUGGGGGCAGUGGGGAAUCCUGGGAAAGAACCAGACAUGAGUCCCUGAGUGUGGACCUUGACAGCUCGGACACACAGCGCCAGCGCUUCAGGCAAUCCUCCUACCAAGAGGGUGAAGGACCCAGAGGGGUUUGCAGUCGUCUCCACGAUCUGUGCCGCCAGUGGCUGAAGCCAGAGCAGCACACCAAGGCCGAGGUGCUGGACCUGGUGACCCUGGAGCAGUUCCUGAGCAUCCUGCCCCCAGAGAUGGGGAGCUGGGUCCGAGAGUGUGGGGCAGAGACCUGUUCCCAGGCGGUGGCCCUGGCGGAAGGCUUCCUCCUGAGUCGGGCCGAGGACAAGGAGCAGGAAGGACAGGUGAGAGCAUUCCCUCUGGGUUUCACUAACCUUGGGGCUGAUGGACAGGUUGAACGUACAUCCUGCCUUUCUUCCAAGAUGGGACCGAUGUGGGGGAUAAGCAAGGCCCUGCUCCCUCGGCCUCUUUCCCCACCUGCUCUGCCCCUCCAUCUCUACCGUCAGCUUGGUUGAUGCUCUGCUCAAGAUAGAACAUAGACAAUGAUGGGAGGGGGGGGGGGCAUUGGUUCCAAACUAGGUUGCCAUCUCAGAGUUAUUCUUUCAAGAAAGGUCUAUGGAUCUGUGAUAUUUCUGAACUUUUCCCAAACUCCUUCUGGAAUGCUCUGUGCUCUUCCAGGCCCAUAAUAAUAACUCCAUGGAAGUCCCUGCACCAGAGGAAUCUCCACCAGACACCACCCAGAGUCUCAGGCAGAAGGAGCUGAAGCGGGAAGGAGACGUGGCUGCCGCCUUGCAGGGUGAGAAGGAACUCUUCUGGGAGUUUUGGGGGUUUGUGCCAGUGGAAAUCCUGCUUUGGAUUGCAUACCCAUAGUUUGAGCUUCAGAAGGUGAACAUGCAGGAUCAUUUGGCCUUGAGAUGGGUAUAUAUCUUAAACUCAUGUCCUUUGUGUGAUGUUUUAUGGACUUAAUAUGUAUUUUAUAGAAAGGCAGUUUUAAUGUAGAUAAAGGCAAAAGUUUGCUUUUGCACAGGAGACAAUGUUGUGGCUCGAACUAAAAUUAUGUGCUAAAGAUGAUGCUUCUGACUGUCAUCUGGGUAGUACCAGGUAUAGCUUGUGCCACCAGAUGACUGCAACUAGGCCGACCACCUGCUCCCUCGAUCCGUGUCCCUCCUGGCUAGAAAAAUCUUGCCUGGAGGGAUUACGUGAACCUCUGUUGAAUAUAAUAAAUAGCUCACUUGACCAAGGAGUUUUUCCAGAGGGUUUAAAAGAGGCGAUGGUAUUUCCGCUGCUGAAGAGCCCAGACUUGGAUCGUUCGGUUCCCCCUAGCUACCGCCCAGUCUCGAAUCUUCCGUUUCUGGGCAAGGUGGUUGAGAGGGCAGCAGCGGAACAGUUGCAGCAGUUCCUCAAUCGCACAGCCGGACUUGAUCCCUUCCAGUCCGGCUUCCGUAGGGGGCACGGGACGGAGACUGUGCUAGUUGCCAUCACAGAUCAGCUUCGCUGCCAAAGGGAUCAAGGCGGAUCAGCGCUGCUUGUGUUAUUGGAUCUCACAGCAGCAUUUGAUACGGUCGAUCACAAUCUAUUGACCCACCGCCUAGCCAUGACGGGGGUUAGGGGGAUACCCCUUAAAUGGGUGUCCUCCUUCCUCCAGAAUCAGGGACAGCGGGUGGUGAGGGGAGGGAUGGUUUCCGAGAGGUCUCCGCUAACUUGUGGGGUCCACAGGAAGCUAUUCUCUCUCCUCUAUUAUUUAACAUCUAUAUGCGACCGCUUGCCCGACUGGUGCGGAGCUUUGGGCUGGAGUGCCACCAGUACGCUGAUGACACUCAGCUCAUUCUGAGGAUGGAGGGCCGGUCGGACUCCAUACCCGAUAGUUUCCAUCAGUGCCUUGAGGCCGUUACUGGAUGGUUGCGUGCCAGCAGGUUGAGGGUGAAUCCAGCGAAGACGGAGAUCCUUUGGCUGGGCCGUCCGGGUGGGGGGGGGGGAGAUGCAGCUGCCUACCCUGGAUGGCGAGACACUGCGUCCGUCAUCUUCUGUAAAAAGUCUUGGGGUUUUAUUGGACCCUCUGCUCACAAUGGAGGCCCAGGUCUCUGCUGUGAGCAGAUCUGCGUUUUUCCAUCUACGUCAGGCUAGGCGACUGGCUCCCUACCUUUCUAGGAACGACCUGGCUACGGUGAUCCAGGCGACGGUCAUCUUGAGGCUCGGCUACUGUAACACCCUCUACAUUGGCCUUCCUCUGUCAGUGAUCCGGAAACUGAAGCUGGUGCAAAAUGCGGCAGCUCGUCUUCUCACCGGGGUGCCGGCGAGGUGGCGUAUCACCCCAAUUCUACAACAGCUGCACUGGCUACCGAUUGAGUACCGGACUACUUUCAAGAUACUGGUACUAACCUUUAAGGCCUUACAUGGUUUGGGGCCGGCGUACCUGAGGGCCCGCUUAUCCCCCUACCAACCCCAGAUAUUACUUCGGUCCAAAGACCAAAAUUUGCUUGAAGUCCCUAACAUACGGACUUAUCAUUUGUCUUCUACUAGGCAGAGAGCCUUCUCGAUUGUAGCCUUGCUCUUCCGACAAGCAUUCAAUGGGUGAAAAACUCGGGGCUAUGUCUGUUUUUAUUGUUGUUUUUAUUGUUGUUAUUGUUAAUUUAAAGCUAAGUGUAUUGUUUUAAUCUAUUUCUGUAAACCGCUCCGAGCCAAACUGGGAGUAGCGGUAUACAAGUCUAAUAAAAUAAAUAAAUAAAUAAAUAAAAUGGUCCCCAAUUAA
Anolis carolinensis (green anole) is the source of this 4103-nucleotide messenger RNA. RefSeq names its product zinc finger protein 24-like. The coding region runs from base 1309 to 1869 and encodes 186 amino acids. The transcript has 2 exons. The record is from RefSeq and is a predicted model, not a curated record. NCBI's taxonomy places the organism in Eukaryota, Metazoa, Chordata, Lepidosauria, Squamata, Anolidae.